UUUUUUUUGUUUUUUUGAACCGCGUUAUCCUUAUCUUUGUAUGAGUAUUUUUUCUUCUUGUCGGUUUCUGAAAAUGAAAGAUUUUUUUAUUCAUACCGUAAUCAGAGUAAACGUAUAUUUCAAGUCCAUGAUAACCAUAUAUCUAUUUAGAAAAGUUUCCAAUCAAAGACAAUUUUGUUAAGUAGCAGAGACAAUACGGAAGUUUAAUAUUAGUUCAUAGUUUAGAUAGCAAGCAAGAGCUAUUUCAGUUCCGAGUCGACAAAGGGAAAGCCCCUGCAUGUAAAUAGGGCAUUUGUUAGUGGUCGCUCAUUGAUGAACAAUAUCAAAUUAUCACACGGAACUGCAUAUAAAUGAACCUGGAGCCUUGACCAAUUCGAAGUUGUGAGCUGAAAGACGGCGGUUGUUUAACGACAUCAUCUCAAGCAACAAGUGGUCUUUUCUGGAUCUUAUUCUAUUUCACGGUAAAAACUCCAGAGUCAGGUAAAGUCAGGUAGUGAAGAAGUAUGGAAAAAAAAGACUUGAUAUCUCCUCUUCUGUGGGAUGCAGAAAACGGCAGAGUCUCUGGUGAAGAAAUACGUGAUCCAAAUGCGCUUCAGACCAAAACCAACAAAGUUAACAACAACAUUCUGAAAAAAAUUUCAAUGGUUUUGUAUGUGAUAUUUCUCUUUGGCAGAUUAUUUAUGCUAAUCAUCUACAUCGGAAGAGCUAUAAACUGCUGUACUAAAGAAACCAAGGCUUCUUUCCAGUGCAGUAGCGGUGCCUUUGUGCCUCAUGACAUGGAAGUUGAAAUGUUGUGGAUUCUUUCAAGUGUCAUCAACAUGGCCAUUUGUCUGCGGUUGAUGUUUUACUGGAAUGGAGCGGUUUCUGGAAUGAAAAAACUUGUUCAGAAACUAUUCAAACUUCCUGGAUUCUGGUCGUUAAUAUUCUUGUUUCUGGUCAGUUGUUCGGGGUUCUGUAUAAUGACAAUUAAGAACAAUACUUCUCUUUAUCAAAUAGCUUCGUUUUUCCUGUUUGGCGCGCAAAACCUUUUCAUAACAACGACGGUUGCUGUUUUGAACUACACGCAGGUUUAUCACUUUAUGAUACUAGAGGGAUACCGACGUGAACUCCGAAUUAUCAUCAAACUUACUCAUGUUUUGCUGUUUAUGGAAUUUUUUUCUUUGUUUCUGAUUGGAACAAUGCAGUUUGGUUUUCAGGUCACAGGGCUAGAUUAUUCAGCAGACGCUUCGAGUAGCUUUCGUAAGGUUUUUGGUGAGAUGCGGCGGUUUGGCGAAUUGAUAUUCUAUUAUAAUAUUCAGAAAUUCUUGUGGACAAAAUUAUUUGUUGAUAAUCGGAAUAUUUUAAGUCUCAUGCAGUUAUUAUGUGAACCGCACCAAGGUGAUGGUUUUGCUUAGGUAUCCGUCCCAGGCCGCUGCGUAAUGGUUCUCAGUUUUAUAAAUUGAAUUCCCAUACUU
Actinia tenebrosa (Australian red waratah sea anemone) is the source of this 1454-nucleotide messenger RNA. RefSeq lists its product as uncharacterized. NCBI's taxonomy places the organism in Eukaryota, Metazoa, Cnidaria, Anthozoa, Actiniaria, Actiniidae. The record is from RefSeq and is a predicted model, not a curated record.